AUGGUUUCCAAACCUAACGAUUAUCCUCUAAUUCUUCAUCAUAAAUUAAUUGAAGAGGCGGGGGAUGAUGAUGCUGUUGGAACCUUGUCCGCCAAGAUAGAUCAGUUGAAAAAGCAAAUCCAGGCAGAGAGAAUUCAGUUCAUUGCUGAAAAACUUCAGAGGAACCAGAAGAAGCUACAAUGCCAUAUUUCAGGAAUAAUGUCAGCAGUAUCAACCAGGGAGGACUCUUCACAGACGGAAGAAAACAGGACAUGUGCAAUUCUUUCUUCAAGAAUGGACCGUCCUUUAUGUAAAUUCGAUGGUUUUAACCAUGUUUCAGGAGACAAAGACCACAGCAAUCAAGACAUAUCAUCUGUUACAAGCAUCAGGAUUCCACGUAUUGAAAGAUUGCCACCAUAUACAUCGUGGAUAUUUUUGGAUAGGAAUCAGAGAAUGGCUGAAGAUCAGUCAGUCGUUGGAAGAAGACGAAUCUACUAUGAUCAACGUGGAAGUGAAGCAUUGAUAUGUAGUGACAGUGAGGAGGAAUUAACAGAACCUGAGGAAGUAAAACAUGAAUUUUGUGAGGCUGAAGACCGUAUUUUAUGGAUGGCAUUUGAGGAACAUGGGUUAAAUGAGGAGGUACUGAAUGUUGUUUGCAAGCAUGUUGGGGGCACCACUUUAGAAAUCCAGGAGAGGUACAAAAGUAUCAAGGAAAAUACUACUGGUAGGUUGGACCAGCAUUCAAAAAGCUUAGGAGAACAUGAGUCUCCUAUGAGCAUGUAUCUAGAGAAAACCCUGAGUGAUGCACUAGAUUCUCUUGAUAACCUUUUUUGUCGCCGAUGCCUGAUUUUCGACUGUCGACUGCAUGGCUGUUCUCAACCUUUGAUAUGUCCUAGUGAAAAGCAAACUGUUUGGUCUGAGCCUGAAGGCAAUAGGAAACCAUGCGGUGAUCAGUGUUACCUCCAGCAGUUAAAUGUUGUAAAAAAUUUGCCAAAAGAUACAACUCCUGGAUCUCUUUGGGAUAAGAAAAUUACAAUUGUAGAGGAGACAAAUGGGACAAUGUCACCACCUUCCGCUGCCAAAGAACCUGGGAAUCAGAGUACUAGACUUCCAACAAGACUUGAUUGCCAUGGAUAUCUUAAUUUGAAUGACAAUGUCUCAGAAAAUUCAGGGAAACGGAAAGUCACAAAUCAGUUAGACUCAAGAUUGCCUCCUGAUUCUCAGAAUUCUAUUUUGGACAAAUCUGUUGAACGCUCUUCGAAUAAAAUAAAAGUUCCUUCUAGCACUUGCCACAGUGAGAAUGACAAAGGUGUUUUGAAUGGAUCCAAAGUUGUCACAAAUGAGACAGAACUUCAAAAGCCGUUGGAUUCAAUGGAAGGACAGGUUGAUGAAAUGGUAGGUUUCUCAGAUUGGAAACCUCUAGAGAAAGAGUUAUACUUGAAGGGAGUGGAAAUGUUUGGCAGAAACAGUUGCCUCAUAGCUAGGAACUUACUUUCUGGUUUGAAGACUUGCAUGGAAAUAUCUAGUUACAUGCAUGAUCGAGGAGUGUCAAUGCCCCACAGAUCCAUCGCUGCAGCUAGUUCAAUCAUGGAUGACGAGGGAAAAUUUGACACAGAGUGCACAGACCAAGAUAUGCCAUCUAGGUCACGGUUGCUGAGAAAAAGAGGCAAAACAAGGAAGUUUAAAUAUUCUUGGAAGUCUGCUGGUCACCCAACAACAUGGAAAAGAAUUGCUGAUGGGAAAAACCAAUCUUGCAAGCAGUAUACGCCUUGUGAAUGUCAAUCAAUGUGUGGAAAGGAUUGUUCUUGUGUUAAUGGUGGGACAUGCUGUGAAAAAUACUGUGGUUGUUCGAAGAGCUGCAAAAAUCGUUUCAGAGGAUGCCAUUGUGCCAAGAGUCAAUGCAGAAGUCGACAAUGUCCAUGCUUUGCUGCUGGACGUGAAUGUGAUCCAGACGUCUGUCGAAACUGUUGGGUUAGCUGUGGGGAUGGCACAUUGGGGGAGCCACCGCGGCGUGGAGAAGGUCAAUGCGGAAAUAUGAGACUUCUUUUAAGGCAACAACAGAGGAUUCUCUUGGGGAAGUCGGAUGUUGCAGGAUGGGGAGCCUUCUUGAAGAAUCCUGUUAACAAAAAUGAUUACCUAGGAGAGUACACAGGUGAAUUGAUCUCACACAGAGAAGCUGAUAAGCGUGGAAAAAUAUAUGAUCGUGCGAACUCAUCUUUCCUUUUCGAUUUGAAUGAGCAGUUUGUUCUUGAUGCUUAUCGGAAAGGAGACAAGUUGAAAUUUGCAAACCACUCAUCAAACCCCAACUGCCAUGCAAAGGUGAUUUUAGUUGCUGGAGAUCAUCGGGUUGGCAUAUUUGCCAAGGAACACAUUGAUGCCAGUGAGGAGCUCUUCUAUGAUUAUCGCUAUGGUCCAGAUCAAGCACCUCCAUGGGCUCGUAAACCUGAGGGUUCCAAGAGAGACGAAUCAGAAGGUAGGGCAAAGAAACAUCAAUCCCAUUGA
Vicia faba (fava bean) is the source of this 2481-nucleotide messenger RNA. NCBI's taxonomy places the organism in Eukaryota, Viridiplantae, Streptophyta, Magnoliopsida, Fabales, Fabaceae. The record is from the annotation of a GenBank genome assembly.